AUGAUUUCUGAAAUAAAGAGUAAAAACUAGAUAUUUUAUCCUAAUGGUGAUGAAUAUACUGGGUAUAUAAGGCAUAAUGAAAAAAAUGGCAAGGGUGAAAUGAAAUAUCAAAAUGGAGAAAUAUAUGAUGGAGAUUGGGUCAAUGAUUAAAGAACAGGAAAGGGUAAAUACACAUGGCCUGAUGGAGAUAUGUACUAUGGAGAUUGGGUCAAUGAUGUAAGAACGGGAAAAGGUGAAUAUACUUGGAUUAAUGGGAAAAAGUAUAAUGGAGACUAUGAAUCUAAUCAAAAACAUGGAGUUGGAGAGCAAACAUGGCCUAAUGGAAAAAACUACUAUGGAAAUUGGGAAAAAGGUAAAAAGUCAGGAAAAGGUCGAUUUGAAGAUGAAAACGGUUAAUAUUAUGGGGAAUUUUUUAAUGGUUUGAAACAAGGAGAAGGCGUCCAAAAAUGGAAAAAUGGAGAUGAAUAUGAUGGAUAGUGGGUGAAUGAUCAGAGAACUGGAAAAGGAAAAUUUAAAGGGUCAGAUGGUGAAUAUGAAGGUUUUUUAUUAAACGGUGUAAAACAUGGAAAAGGAAAAUUCAAAGGGGUAGAUGGUGAAUAUGAAGGGGAUUUCUUAAAUGAUCUAAAACAUGGAUAAGGAAAAUUCAAAGAGGCAUAAGGUGAAUAUGAAGGAGAUUUCUUCGAAGGAGUUAAACACGGAAAAGGAAAACUUACAUGGGCUAAUGGAGAUGUAUAUGAGGGUGAGUGGAACUUAAAUAAGAGAGCUGGAAAAGGCCAAUUUAAAGAGGCUGAUAGUGAAUAUGAAGGGGAUUUCUUAAAUGAUUUAAAACAUGGAAAAGGCAUUUAAAAAUGGAAAAAUGGAGAUGAAUAUGAAGGUGAUUUCUUUAAUGGUUUGAAACAUGGAGAAGGUGUUCAAAAAUGGAAGAAUGGAGAUAAAUAUGAUGGAUAAUGGGUGAAUGAUAGGAUGAGUGGAGAAGGAAAAUUUAAAGAGGCAGAUGGUGAAUAUGAAGGUUAUUUAUUAAAUGGUGUAAAACAUGGAAAAGGAAGAUUUAAAUGGACUAAUGGAGAUGUGUAUGAGGGAGAAUGGUAGUUGGAUAAGAGAACUGGAAAAGGUAAAUUUAUAUGGGCUUAUGGUGAAUAUGAAGGAGAUUUCUUAGAAGGUGUAAAACACGGAAAAGGUCAAUAUAAAGGGGUAGAUGGUGAAUAUGUAGGUGAUUUCUUUAAUGGAUUAAAACAUGGAAAUGGGAAGUUUUUAUGGAUGAACUAAGAUGUGUACGAGGGAGAAUGGAAAUUGGAGAAGAGAACUGGAAAAGGCAAAUUUAAAGAAUUAUAUGGUGAAUAUGAAGGGGAUUUCUUAGAAGGUGUAAAACAUGGAAAAGGUAGAUGUAUAGGGGUAGGUUAUGAAUACGAAGGGGAUUUCGUAAAUGGUUUAAAACAUGGAAAAGGCAUUUAUAAAUGGAAAAAUGGAGAUGAAUAUGAAUAUGAAGGUGGUUUCUUCAAUGAUUUGAAACAUGGAGAAGGUGUUCAAAAAUGGAAGAAUGGAGAUAAAUAUGAUGGAUAAUGGGUGAAUAAUAAGAUGAGUGGAGAAGGAAAAUUAAAAGGGGCAGAUGGUGAAUAUGAAGGUUAUUUAUUAAACGGUGUAAAACAUGGAAAGGAAAAUUCAAAGGGGUAGAUGGUGAAUAUGAAGGGGAUUUCUUAAAUGAUCUAAAACAUGGAUAAGGAAAAUUCAAAGAGGCAUAAGGUGAAUAUGAAGGAGAUUUCUUCGAAGGAGUUAAACACGGAAAAGGAAAACUUACAUGGGCUAAUGGAGAUGUAUAUGAGGGUGAGUGGAACUUAAAUAAGAGAGCUGGAAAAGGCCAAUUUAAAGAGGCUAAUGAUGAAUAUGAAGGGGAUUUCGUAAAUGGUUUAAGACAUGGUAAAGGCAUUUAAAAAUGGAAAAAUGGAGAUGAAUAUUAUGAAGGAGAUUAUGUAGAAGACAAAAAACACGGAAAGGGAAAGUAUAAAUGGGCAAGCCAGGAUGAAUAUAUUGGAGAAUGGUAAAAUGAAUAACGAACUGGAUUUGGCCGCUUAAAAUGGUCUGAUGGGGCUCUAUACAUUGGAAAUUAUCUUAACGGUUUAAAACAUGGAAAAGGUAUAUUUACAUGGGCUAAUGGAAGUGUAUAUGAUGGAGAUUGGAUCAAUGAUAAGAGACAUGGAAAAGGUAAAAUAAAAUACGUUAAUGGGGAUUAAUUUGAAGGAGAUUGGUUUGAAGAUAAGAAAACUAAAGGAAAAUAAACAUUUAUUAAUGGUUCAUAGUAUGUUGGUGAUUUUUUAAAUGAUGCAAAACAUGGAAUGGGCUUAUUGAUAUGGGCUAAUGGAGACUAAUACUUUGGAGGUUGGAAAGAUGAUUAAAAACAUGGAAAUGGGACAUUUAAGGGGGCAAAUGGUGAAUCAUAUAGUGGAAGUUGGGCUAAUAAUUAAAAGGCAACUAUUUCAUAAUCAAAAAGUAAAGGAAAUCUAUUUUCAAGAACCGAUUAUUAGAGGUAUUUAUGA
Molecule: messenger RNA, 2531 nt
Organism: Paramecium octaurelia
Lineage: Eukaryota; Ciliophora; Oligohymenophorea; Peniculida; Parameciidae
Source: the annotation of a GenBank genome assembly